This is a messenger RNA of Coregonus sp. 'balchen', 12630 nucleotides long. NCBI's taxonomy places the organism in Eukaryota, Metazoa, Chordata, Actinopteri, Salmoniformes, Salmonidae. The record is from the annotation of a GenBank genome assembly.
CGAUUGCUUCUGCCUUAACCCAUUCUUCAGACAGACAUUACUAGUUGCGCAGGAUGAUGUUUACAUACAUGCUGGCUAGAUAGCUGGUGUGCGACCGAAAAAUUCACUCGCUUUUUAAAGGUUUGAGAAACAUAUUGAUUAUGUUUGGAAUUAAUACAUACUCAAGAUUAAAACAAUGUCUAGUUCUUCAGCAUUACGCGAGCAGUGGUAUGGCUAUGAAGAAACGGACCAGCGGCAGCGUCGAACUUGAUCUUCAGCAUCGAUUCCAUCAUUUGAACUGCGAGCACCGUUCCAUCUCAUCAGUUUGUCAUGACAGAAGAGAUUUUCACACUUCUUCCAAUUGUGCUGGUAAAAACCUGAUGAGGAAGUUUGUCAACAAAACAAAGUAAGAGAACGUUAUGGUUUGACGUUUUGGUAGCAAGUCCCGAGUUGUCUGAUUUGAUUCAUCAUGUCUUGCUAGCCUAGCUAUCAAGUUUCAAGUAAUCGGCCUAGUAGUACUCUUGCUAGUCUGUGUUUAGUCUGUUUGAGCCAACAUGACAGUAAUGGAGUUGGCAUGAGCACAAACGGAUCAGCUACCAGGCUCCUUCUGCUAUGACUUGUGUAAACUUUUUCUUCAUUGCAUGUCUUCAACAGGAAGAAGCUCUGGUAUGAAACACCACCCAAGGUUGGUACACUGUCUCAUGUCAUGAUUUAGAUUGUAAUUAUACUUAUUCUUAGCCUGGCUCCAUUGUUAUCAUUGACAUAACAAGUCCAUAAGGAGUUGUCAAGACAGUAGAAACAGACUGGUACUCAGGCUUGCUGUAUCUCGUUUCACACUUUAACCUUUGUGUAAUUCUGACAGGCGCCACCGUCCAGUCAGCUCAGUGCUCUGAAGCCACCUAAGAAACAAAACCAAGAGGACAACAUGCGCACCAGAGUCCUCAACUCUAUCCUGUACAAGGCCAUCACUGAUCUACUGAGCUCCCCUGAAGUCAACUCUGAGGUCUACAACUACAGUGUGGACAUCUCAAGGGUAGGAAUAACCUAGCCUGAGUGCCAGUGUGUUUGUGCCAUCAUGCCAACCCAUUGUCAUGUUUGGCUUGACAAUGACAGCAUUGAAGUAAGCAAGAGGACUUGCAGAUCUGGGACCAGGCUAGGAAGUACUUCAACUUGGACUGAAAUAUUCAAUGACAUUUUGUUAAUGCAAGGUAGCUUCAUAGGAUUGGUGUUAGUAUUGUGGACAGUUCCAUUCAAAUGGCAACUUGUCUGUGUCACACCAGGUCUCACUGCCUGCAGACUUCUCUAGUUGCCGGGUCUAUUGGAAAACCAGUGGUGUGUCAGAGAGGGAUGACCAGAUUCAGCAAGCACUGGACAAGAGCAGCCCUCGUAUAAGGUAAGCACUAUGUCAUAAAAUAGCAGUACUCUUCUCUUUCUGUGAGGAUUGUUUCUAGCCUGGUUCCAGAUCUAUGUGUUCUUGCCAACUGCAUUGCGGUCCUUGUCAAGACAAACUUAACAUGACAAGGAGUUGGCAGGAUAGCACACAGAGACUGACACUCAGGCUAGGUUGUUUCAGGAUAAUGUUAGAGAGAACCCCUGUGCUUCUCUGUUGUUAACAGGUACCUCAUUAUGGCUCAUCAAACCCUUGGUGGCGUCCCUCCUUUGGUUUUCAUAAAGGAUAAACAGUACGCAGCCAUGUCUGAGGUACUUGGUAUUUCAUAUUCAUUAGAACACAAACGAUAUUCAAAAUGUAUUAAAAAUACUUUGUGCUGAUGGACUUUGUGCUUGUCCACUGUGCUGUUAGGUUGAAAACCUACUCAAGAUGGCUGACUUUGGUCCUGAAGAUCAGGACGGGAAAGACGGACUGGGGUGAGACAGUCUUUGAUGACUGGAGCUCAAAUAGUAAAUACAGUCAAGUGACUGACUUUUUAAAAGUUUACUUAAUACAUCUAAUUUCUUACAGAGAACAACUGCAUGUAGUGGAAUCAGGACAGCCCACCACGUCUAAAAAACCUGUGCUGUUCGGGGUGGACCACGAAGCUCUCAACAAGCAGAUCCUGGACUACAAACUGAGGGUCAAAGAGACUACCUCAGACACCCUGGCACCAGAGCUCACACUGCAGCAGCUGGAGGUGCUGGCCGAGUACAGGAAGCAGAAGGUAAUGGAGAAGAAGAAGAAGUCCAAGCGGCCCAUUGAUGAUGACAUCACUCCUAAGGAGUACCUUCUGUCCAGACACAGCCAGGGUCAGGAGGGGGAGGGUGAGGGGAGGACGGCCGGGCGUUCAGCCAGGAAGAUGACCAGGUCAGAGAACUCAUGGCUGAGGAGAGCAGGAAGUCCUAGAUCCUUAGUUCAAAAGGUGAAAGGUCAGUGACGAAACGUCACAACUUUUAAUCUCGGGUAUCAUCUCCAUCGACGACUUUCCCAUUCGGAAGUUCGACUUGGGAGAGUCGUUCAAGUGGUUGUUUCCCCGUCGGAACCUUGUAUUUCACACUUCCGAGGAGCAUUUGAAGGCAGCAUGAAUGAGCAGUGUACUGGAGAUCCACUCUUCAUACAUGUGUAUUAGUGUGUUUGGGUUGUUUUACACCAGAGAUCAGACAUGGGUGAAUUGUUCAUGUCAAUAAACACUUUCAAGGUAUUGAGUUUGUCAUGAUAUACGUUUAAUUGUUCAUUGACUUACAUUCCAAUAUGUGUAGAAAUGUUAGUCAACAGGAUGGGGGGGGGGUAUAGAAAAACAUGAUCAACAAUCUAGACCUCUAAAGUAUCUAGUCCUGUAAAUGAUCAGUUGUAAACAUUCAAGAAAGGCACAUCAUACGAAAACUGCAACUAUGCUAGCUAAGUAAGGCCGAGAUUCAAUCUAAAACCGUGUUAUAGUGCGCUUGACAUUUUUAAAGCUAAUUUCCGAUUGAGACAACGUCUGCAGCAUUUACCAUGAACGCGGUAACAUAGCCUUUAAAAGGCUCAUUGUCAACAACGUUACACAGAUUGAAUCCCGGCCUAAAUAUUUGAAUUAUCCACGUUCACAUUUUAUUCCCUUAAAGUAAUUUUACACUUGUAUAAAAAGUACAUUCCAAAAUCUUGUUUUCUAAGAAAAGCCUUUGAUAUAUUAGGUUGAAUUGACAUAGGGAAAUGCUAAUCACAAAGAAAAGGCCUAAGCGAUGAAAUGAUACAUUUCAAGUCACUAUGUUACUCCAAUCAAAUCCAUUGGAGAUUGGUUGUGGGUUUCAAAGAGCAAGCCAGGGUGGAGUUCAAUAGGGCACACUGUAGCAAAAUGUUUAGCAACGGAACAAUUCAAAUCUGUGUUCUAACUGGACAAGUUCAGGUAGUACCUCCCUGUUUCAAAUUGUCUUCCACCUUCUGAAUGACCCAGGAUGAAACUGUUGACUGCUCCUCCAUCCCUGCACCAAUGCCCUGUCCUGCUCAGAUAGAUUCCACAGUAUGCUCCUCGGUCUGCACAGCCUCUUGGACAUAGACGAUGAACUGGGAGGCAUCCUCUCCCUGAGUGUACACAGUCACCGUCUCCAUGCCCUCCACAUCGUCAGACGACACCACCAGAUGGUGCUCCUCACCCAGACCCAUGGAGGCUGCCUGCUGGAAGGGGUCCUGGAUCAUCACAGUGUGGGUCCCCUGCUGCUCCUCCUCACCCACCUGGAAGAUGGUGGAAAGAGGAAUGGAACGUGUUGGGAGUGAGAUGUCCCAAAUGACAAGGGCACAAGCACCCAUAUUCUCUUUAUAGUGCACUCCGUUUACCAGAGGGCCCUGGUUAAAAGUUGUACACUAUAAAUGGAAUAAGGUUUCAAUUGGGACACAAGCCUUACCUGCUCCACCACGGUCACUCUGCCAGGGGCCAUGGUCACCAUGGAGGCCACCGUGGCAUCAUUGGACUCUGCCCCCAGCUCAAUGAUCUGCUGGAGGAUGUUAACCGCUGUGGGAUCCAGCCCUUCUGUGGUGGUCGACGCCACCCCUAAGCAGAGCGAGAGGAAUGCAUUCAAAUACAUGAAACACAGUGAGCAAACCAAGGAUGUAUCAACUCCUUGUCACUCUUGUCGUAUGUGGCUUGACAAGGAGCAAUGGCGUUGGCAAGGGCACAAACAGAUCUGGGACCAGGCUAACUUAAGUGCUGACUACUUGUCCUAACCGUUCUCUGUGAACCGGAGGUCCUGGAGGGCCGACACGGCAGCUUCGGUCCCCUGAGGGUCCUCUGUCUCAGUGAUGUGGAGGUACUGGGUAAGAGGCUGCUCCAUCGACUGCUCCACCACCUCAGAACACACCACACACGACACGCACACACACACACACACACACACACACACACACACACACACACACACACACACACACACACACACACACACACACACACACACACACACACCACACUUAACACAGUGUCUAAACAUAGGAAAAACAUCUUAAUAUUGACCAUAUAUAGGAGUGUUUGAAACCUUACCUCCCAUUGGUUCAGACCAAGCACGUCACUCUGAAUCACUUUGAGGCCAUGCUUGUUCUUCAGGUGUCUGUUCAUCUCCCACUUGGUGCCGUACACAUAGUCACACACGGGACACUUCACUCCACCUAGCGAUACAGGACGUAGUCACACACAGGACCUCACUCCACCUAGCGAUACAGGACAUAGUCACACGGGACACUUCACUCCACAUAGAGAUACAGGACAUAGUCACGCACGGGACACUUCACUCCACCUAGAGAUACAGGACAUAGUCACGCACGGGACACUUCACUCCACCUAGAGAUACAGGACAUAGUCACACACGGGACACUUCACUCCACCUAGAGAUACAGGACAUAGUCACACACGGGACACUUCACUCCACCUAGAGAUACAGGACAUAGUCACACACGGGACACUUCACUCCACCUAGAGAUACAGGACACUUCACUCCACCUAGAGAUACAGGACAUAGUCACACACGGGACACUUCACUCCACCUAGAGAUACAGGACAUAGUCACACACGGGACACUUCACUCCACCUAGAGAUACAGGACACUUCACUCCACCUAGAGAUACAGGACAUAGUCACCACACGGGACACUUCACUCCACCUAGAGAUACAGGACAUAGUCACGCACGGGACACUUCACUCCACCUAGAGAUACAGGACAUAGUCACGCACGGGACACUUCACUCCACCUAGAGAUACAGGACAUAGUCACGCACGGGACACUUCACUCCACCUAGAGAUACAGGACACUUCACUCCACCUAGAGAUACAGGACACUUCACUCCACCUAGAGAUACAGGACAUAGUCACCGGGACACUUCACUCCACCUAGAGAUACAGGACAUAGUCACGCAUGGGACACUUCACUCCACCUAGAGAUACAGGACAUAGUCACGCACGGGACACUUCACUCCACCUAGAGAUACAGGACAUAGUCACGCACGGGACACUUCACUCCACCUAGAGAUACAGGACAUAGUCACGCACGGGACACUUCACUCCACCUAGAGAUACAGGACAUAGUCACGCACGGGACACUUCACUCCACCUAGAGAUACAGGACAUAGUCACACACGGGACACUUCACUCCACCUAGAGAUACAGGACAGAGUCACGCACGGGACACUUCACUCCACCUAGAGAUACAGGACAUAGUCACACAGGACACUUCACUCCACCUAGAGAUACAGGACAUAGUCACACACGGGACACUUCACUCCACCUAGAGAUACAGGACAUAGUCACGCAUGGGACACUUCACUCCACCUAGAGAUACAGGACACUUCACUCCACCUAGAGAUACAGGACAUAGUCACACACGGGACACUUCACUCCACCUAGAGAUACAGGACAUAGUCACACACGGGACACUUCACUCCACCUAGAGAUACAGGACACUUCACUCCACCUAGAGAUACAGGACAUAGUCACACACGGGACACUUCACUCCACCUAGAGAUACAGGACAUAGUCACGCACGGGACACUUCACUCCACCUAGAGAUACAGGACAUAGUCACGCACGGGACACUUCACUCCACCUAGAGAUACAGGACACUUCACUCCACCUAGAGAUACAGGACACUUCACUCCACCUAGAGAUACAGGACAUAGUCACACGGGACACUUCACUCCACCUAGAGAUACAGGACAUAGUCACGCACGGGACACUUCACUCCACCUAGAGAUACAGGACAUAGUCACGCACGGGACACUUCACUCCACCUAGAGAUACAGGACAUAGUCACGCAUGGGACACUUCACUCCACCUAGAGAUACAGGACAUAGUCACGCACGGGACACUUCACUCCACCUAGAGAUACAGGACAUAGUCACACACGGGACACUUCACUCCACCUAGAGAUACAGGACAGAGUCACGCACGGGACACUUCACUCCACCUAGAGAUACAGGACAUACACACGGGACACUUCACUCCACCUAGAGAUACAGGACAUAGUCACGCACGGGACACUUCACUCCACCUAGAGAUACAGGACACUUCACUCCACCUAGAGAUACAGGACAUAGUCACACACGGGACACUUCACUCCACCUAGAGAUACAGGACAUAGUCACACGGGACACUUCACUCCACCUAGAGAUACAGGACAUAGUCACACACGGGACACUUCACUCCACCUAGAGAUACAGGACAUAGUCACACACAGGACACUCCACCUGGUUGAAGAGAUCCAUGUACCAAAGCACUUGUAUUAGUCAUUUAAUACGAACAUUUUCAUAGGGAACAGAAACAGUAUGCAGGUUUCUCCUUUUGCUUUACUGAGUAAAGACUAAUUCCAUGUUCUAGUUUGAAGACUGGUCUACUUGAACUGAUAUGACUGAUAUGUACUUGUUUUUCCCCAUUAAACUUAGUUGAAUACACAAAGUCUUUCUGGAUAAGAGCGUCUGCUAAAUGUUAAUAUAUAUGUAAAAUGUGGGUUUCUGGUUGGUACAGUAUGAUCUCCACAAAUGUUUUGUCCAUUCCAGAGGUCAGUGUGUAUUUGCUGAGGGACUCACCUUGCUGUUCCACAGCCUCAGAGGUGGCUGGCCCAGGCCCUGCGUUACAGUACUCCUGGUCGGGGUGCUUCUUGCUGUAAUGUCUCUUCAGGGGUCCUGCUAUGUUACAGGAGUAGUGACAGUGGCCGCAGCGGUAGGGCUGUGGAAAACACAUUUCAGUUGUCUUCAAACAAUAAUGAAGACUAGAAAAUGGGUCAUUUUUUCUGAAGAAACAUUGUGCGAUCCCUUAAGCUGUCCGAAAGUAUUUUAUGGUAGUGGAAGUUGAAAUAGUUAUUGGCUGGUGUUGAUACAUUGACGCUAGCGACUGUAUUAUAGAAGCGUUGUAUAAAGACUCCCCUCGUCUGAUCACCUUGAAAGAGGCGUGCUGCUCCAUGUGUCUCACCAGCAGAGGUUUCUGUGCAGCGCUGUAAUCACACUCUGUACAUUUGAACUGCUUACCUACAUUAUGGAGGAGGGACACAGACAGGUUAGUACUGUCAAAGAUAAAAUACUAAAUGUUACCCCCACUGGAUCUCAAAUCGUGGACGUGUCCCAAAUGGCACCCUAUUCCCUUUAUAGUGCACUACUAUUGGGCUCUGGUCAAACGUAGUGCACUAUAUAGUGAAUAGGGUGCCAUUAUUUGGAACCCCGCCCUAGAUCUCAAAGCGUAUGGAUUUCUCUCACCGUCCUCUGUGUGCAUCAGCUUGUGGCUCUUCAGAGUGACCUUGGACUUGAACUUCUUGCCACACAUGUCACACAGAUGUGUCUUCUCCGUGGUGUGUCUGCUCAUGUGGGCCUUCAGGUUGCUCUUGCUGCGGCUGGCAUAAUCACACAGGGAACACUUGAAGGGCUUCACUCCUAACAGGGGGAAGAGAUACAGCGGCAUUUACAUUUUGGUCAUUUAGCAGACACUCUUAUCCAGAGUGAUUUACAGUCAGUGGUCAUUUAGCAGACACUCUUAUCCAGAGUGAUUUACAGUCAGUGAUCAAUUAGCAGACACUCUUAUCCAGGGUGAUUUACAGUCAGUGAUCAAUUAGCAGACACUCUUAUCCAGGGUGAUUUACAGUCAGUGAUCAUUUAGCAGACACUCAUAUCCAGGGUGAUUUACAGUCAGUGAUCAUUUAGCAGACACUCUUAUCCAGGGUGAUUUACAGUCAGUGAUCAUUUAGCAGACACUCUUAUCCAGGGUGAUUUACAGUCAGUGAUCAUUUAGCAGACACUCUUAUCCAGAGUGAUUUACAGUCAAUGCAUUCAAAUAAGGUAGGUAAUACAACCACAUAUCACAUCGAUAAGACAACCACAUAUCACAUCGAUAAGACAACCACAUAUCACAUCGAUAAGACAACCACAUACAGUGGGGGAAAAAAGUAUUUAGUCAGCCACCAAUUGUGCAAGUUCUCCCACUUAAAAAGAUGAGAGAGGCCUGUCAUUUUCAUCAUAGGUACACGUCAACUAUGACAGACAAAUUGAGGAAAAAAAAUCCAGAAAAUCACAUUGUAGGAUUUUUAAUGAAUUUAUUUGCAAAUUAUGGUGGAAAAUAAGUAUUUGGUCACCUACAAACAAGCAAGAUUUCUGGCUCUCACAGACCUGUAACUUCUUCUUUAAGAGGCUCCUCUGUCCUCCACUCGUUACCUGUAUUAAUGGCACCUGUUUGAACUUGUUAUCAGUAUAAAAGACACCUGUCCACAACCUCAAACAGUCACACUCCAAACUCCACUAUGGCCAAGACCAAAGAGCUGUCAAAGGACACCAGAAACAAAAUUGUAGACCUGCACCAGGCUGGGAAGACUGAAUCUGCAAUAGGUAAGCAGCAUGGUUUGAAGAAAUCAACUGUGGGAGCAAUUAUUAGGAAAUGGAAGACAUACAAGACCACUGAUAAUCUCCCUUGAUUUGGGGCUCCACGCAAGAUCUCACCCUGUGGGGUCAAAAUGAUCACAAGAACGGUGAGCAAAAAUCCCAGAACCACACGGGGGGACCUAGUGAAUGACCUGCAGAGAGCUGGGACCAAAGUAACAAAGCCUACCAUCAGUAACACACUACGCCGUCAGGGACUCAAAUCCUGCAGUGCCAGACGUGUCCUCCUGCUUAAGCCAGUACAUGUCCAGGCCCGUCUGAAGUUUGCUAGAGUGCAUUUGGAUGAUCCAGAAGAGGAUUGGGAGAAUGUCAUAUGGUCAGAUGAAACCAAAAUAUAACUUUUUGGUAAAAACUCAACUUGUCGUGUUUGGAGGACAAAGAAUGCUGAGUUGCAUCCAAAGAACACCAUACCUACUGUGAAGCAUGGGGGUGGAAACAUCAUGCUUUGGAACUGUUUUUCUGCAAAGGGACCAGGACGACUGAUCCGUGUAAAGGAAAGAAUGAAUGGGGCCAUGUAUCGUGAGAUUUUGAGUGAAAACCUCCUUCCAUCAGCAAGGGCAUUGAAGAUGAAACGUGGCUGGGUCUUUCAGCAUGACAAUGAUCCCAAACACACCGCCCGGGCAACGAAGGAGUGGCUUCGUAAGAAGCAUUUCAAGGUCCUGGAGUGGCCUAGCCAGUCUCCAGAUCUCAACCCCAUAGAAAAUCUUUGGAGGGAGUUGAAAGUCUGUGUUGCCCAGCGACAGCCCCAAAACAUCACUGCUCUAGAGGAGAUCUGCAUGGAGGAAUGGGCCAAAAUACCAGCAACAGUGUGUGAAAACCUUGUGAAGACUUACAGAAAACGUUUGACCUGUGUCAUUGCCAACAAAGGGUAUAUAACAAAGUAUUGAGAAACUUUUGUUAUUGACCAAAUACUUAUUUUCCACCAUAAUUUGCAAAUUCAUUACAAAUCCUACAAUGUGAUUUUCAGGAUUUUUUUUCUUCUCAUUUUGUCUGUCAUAGUUGACGUGUACCUAUGAUGAAAAUUACAGGCCUCUCAUCUUUUUAAGUGGGAGAACUUGCACAAUUGGUGGCUGACUAAAUACCUUUUUCCCCCACUGUAUCACAGCGAUAAGACAACCACAUAUCACAUCGAUAAGACAACCACAUAUCACAGCGAUAAGAAAACCACAUAUCACAGCGAUAAGACAACCACAUAUCACAGCGAUAAGACAACCACAUAUCACAUCGAUAAGACAACCACAUUGCACAUUCAUUACAAGUAAAAAAAUUCCUCGAAAAGGUUAAGUGUGGUAGUUGCUAUUGCCUUUUAAAUGUGGAGAAAACCACUUUAUUUGUCCAAAAGUAGAAGGCAUUAUAAGGAACAGGACGUCAUUUGUUACCCAGCCUAUUUAGUUUGAUGUCCUACCUUCGUGAGCCCAGAUGUGCUGCUGUAGAUCUGCUCCGUUCCUCAUGAAGUAGCUGUCACAAUAAGGGCACUUGGACGCUCUCUUCCCGAUCAAGCCCUUCAUCUGCACCCUCACCCCCAGCGCCUCAGAGAUGGCGUUCAUCGGCGUAUCUGCGGAUAGAGAUGGUUUUACCCACAUAGCUAGCGUCCUGCCCCAGGGGGUGUACAUGUACAUUAAAGCUGCCUCGAGCUUCAGAAAGGCUCCUGCCCUAUGGGCCGUUCUGGCUCGGACAAGGCUUACUUACCUUUAUGCCUGGCUUCAAUCAGGAAAUGGGUAUGAUUUUUAGAUUUAAACAUCAUUAACGCUCUGCUGUUGUGAACAAAAUCAAACUCCACAGAGAACACCCAAACAAAGAUCGGGCUUAGUUUCCGGUCUCUUACCUGGAUGAAAGUUCCUGAUAUGAAGCUUAAGUUUAUCUUCAGUGAACGUUUCCUCACACACAGGGCAAGCAAAGCUUUUCUUCUCCUUUAAUAUUAAAAAUGAAUGACGUUAGAGUCCAAAAUCAUCAAAAAACAGAAACGUGCUAUAAUUAUCAGAUGAUGUGUCCCCUAUGGGUCCCUGAUCAAAAGUAGCCCACUAUAUAGAGAACAGGGUGUCAUUUGGGACGCGGUCCCAGACUUACGUUGUCAAAGUGUGUUUUGAGGUGGGCCUGCAGCUUGUACUUGUCAGGUGUGCAGUACUGGCAGUCUUCCAUGGGGCACUGGAGCAGGACGUUACUGUGUCUCUGGAUUAGAUGGCGCUUCAGGCAGUUCUUGGUGAUGGAAGAAUAGCUGCACUGGGUACAGUAAUGUAGAUGCUCUUUUGUGUGAGUGCGCACAUGCAUGUUGUAGUGGACUUGGUACCAGAAGAGCUUUCCUAGACGGGGAACAAAAAAAAACACGUGGCUAGAAAACAGGUGGUUUACAGAUGAAUUACCAACACAUAUGAAAUGAUGAAAUAGCUGAAAUUACAAACUCUUGUAAAAAUGCAAUUUAUACUGCUAUAAUAAAAUGAUUUCUAUGUCAAUAUAUUUGCGUGAUAUAUUCUUACCACAGUAUUCACAUUCCAGGUCCCCGUAUACUUUCCGUAUUCUCUCAAAGACAACCAUGUUCAGCUGCCUUUUCUGCAGCUUAUCUAGAAUCUGUUGGAAUGCGCUCCUCUCCUCCGUUGUACCAUCCUCUCCUUGUGGUCCUGCUGAAGUGUUUGUUUGACCUAUGACCUCCCCCUGAAUCAAAGACCGGAGAGUCUCCUCAACAUGACCUUGUGAUGUUGAUGAAGAACCCUUGUCUUCUUCAUGAUACUGCUGGUGGCCCACUGAUUCCUCCUUGCCUGAAGGCCUUUCUACCAAAGUGUCUUGUUCAGCCACAGUGACGUUAUUCUCCCCAUGAGGCUCGUCUUCCUCCAUCAGUGUCUUAUCAGGUCUCUCCUCGCUGAUUACUUCCUGGGCCGUGCCUUUGCUUGUUGUCUGGGUUUGUUCAGGACUGAUUGGCUCAGUUCUGUCUUGUAGAGUCUCAGUCUCUUGUGCAGGUUGGUUCAACACGUAUGUCUCUACAGUCUGCCCCUUAGGGCCCGGAUCAGGGACCACCUGUUCCUCCCACUCUCCCAGCCCCUCUCCCUGUUCCACCCCAUCCCCCUGCUCCUCUGAAGGGUCACCAGCGAGGGCCUCCUCCUGCUCCUCUGAAGGGUCACCAGCGAGGGCCUCCUCCUGCUCCUCUGAAGGGUCACCAGCGAGGGCCUCCUCCUGCUCCUCUGAAGGGUCACCAGCGAGGGCCUCCUCCUGUUCCUCUGAAGGGUCACCAGCGAGGGCCUCCUCCUGCUCCUCUGAAGGGUCACCAGCGAGGGCCUCCUCCUGUUUCUCUGAAGGGACACCAGCGAGGGCCUCCUCCUGUUUUUCUGAAGGGUCACCAGCGAGGGCCUCCUCCUGCUCCUCUGAAGGGUCACCAGCGAGGGCCUCCUCCUGUUCCUCUGAAGGGCCACCAGCGAGGGCCUCCUCCUGUUCCUCUGAAGGGUCACCAGCGAGGGCCUCCUCCUGCUCCUCUGAAGGGUCACCAGCGAGGGCCUCCUCCUGCUCCUCUGAAGGGUCACCAGCGAGGGCCUCCUCCUGUUCCUCUGAAGGGUCACCAGCGAGGGCCUCCUCCUGUUCCUCUGAAGGGUCACCAGCGAGGGCCUCCUCCUGCUCCUCUGAAGGGUCACCAGCGAGGGCCUCCUCCUGCUCCUCUGAAGGGUCACCAGCGAGGGCCUCCUCCUGUUCCUCUGAAGGGUCACCAGCGAGGGCCUCCUCCUGCUCCUCUGAAGGGUCACCAGCGAGGGCCUCCCCCUGCUCCUCUGAAGGGUCACCAGCGAGGGCCUCCUCCUGCUCCUCUGAAGGGUCACCAGCGAGGGCCUCCUCCUCAUCCUCCUCCUGCUGGGCGUUGA